AGUCAGCUGAUAUUCAGCACAUCCGCCUGACCUGCUAGUGUUUACAAAUCAGCAGUCAGUCAUCAGAAUGAGGGUCCCUGCAUGAUCCAGACUGAAACAUCCUCGCCUUCCGGGUCUUGACUUAGGAGAAUCUCGCGGCUGUGUCCCCAGGCCGCAGCCAUGCAGCACCCCAACUUUGAGACCCGUCACCCACUACAGACAGAUGAGCAGCAGGAGACCGGUUUCGACCCGCUGUACAAUUUCAACAAGAAUCGCAGCACAGGAUCUCUAGACAGCAGCUCCUAUUCCCAGCCUGAGUCCACCUUCCUCUCAUACAGAAAAGAAUGGGACGACUUGUUCCUCAACAGUAAUUACCUGGCCAGGAUCCGGCAGGCUGGUAUCAAUGGUUGGCUGAAGAGUAGUCGCUUCCGGAGCGUCUGUUGGAAGUUAUACCUGGAGGUCCUUCCUGAAGACAAGGAGCAGUGGAUAAAGAGGACCAAGGAGCACCGGGCUCAGUAUGAGAAGAUCAAGGAGAUGCACAUCACUAACCCCCGCAAGGCUGCAGGCCAGCAGGACCUGGUGGUCAACAAUCCGCUGUCCCAGGAUGAGGGGAGUUUGUGGAACAAGUUCUUCCAGGAUAAAGAGCUGAAGGGGAUGGUCAAGCAGGACGUUUUUAGGACAUUCCCUGAGAUCCGUUACUUCCAGAACGAGGACGUGAGGACCAAGCUAACCGACAUCCUUUUCUGUUACGCCAGAGAGAAUGAGCAUUUACUCUAUAAACAGGGGAUGCACGAGCUGCUGGCUCCCAUAGUGUUUGUGCUACACUGUGACCAUCAAGCCUUCCAACACGCCAGCGAGACAGCCAGCCACAGCGAAGAGAUGAAAUGUCUGUUGAACCCUGCGUACCUCGAACACGAUGCCUAUGCCAUGUUCUCACAGCUGAUGGAGACAGCAGAGCCGUGGUUCUCCACCUUCGAGAGGGAAGUGAGGAAGGGUAAGGAAGAGAUACUAACCAGCAUCCCCUUCGCUCGGCCCCAGGAUGCUGGCCCGUCCGUCGCCGUCGUGACCAAAGUGAACCGCAUCCAGGACCAGCUGGUGAAGAAGCACGACAUCGAGCUACACAUGCACCUGAACCGGCUGGAGAUCGCUCCGCAGAUCUACGGCAUCCGGUGGGUUCGCCUGCUGUUCGGCCGUGAAUUUUCCCUCCAGGACCUGCUGGUUGUGUGGGACGCUCUGUUUGCUGACAGCAUCACUCUGGAUCUCGUGGACUACGUCUUUGUGGCCAUGCUCCUUUACAUCCGAGAUGCUUUAAUCGCAAGUAACUUCCAAACCUGCCUGGGCCUACUGAUGCAUUAUCCUCCCAUAGGAGACAUCAACGCUUUACUGCAAAAAGCUCUGUUUCUCCGAGAUCCCAAAAAUAACCCACGCCCUGUGAACUACCAGUUUCAGCAGAACCUGGAUUACUACAAAACCAGAGGAGCCGACCUGAUGAACAAGACACGCUCUGGUUCUACGGUAAAGGCUGCUCCGCUCAACAUCAACAAGGUGUCCAGCAGCCUGCUGAGCUUCGGCAGAAAGCUCAUCGCUCCGGCCAUGACUGGCGUCUCCAGCAGCGUUGCCCCAAUCAACAGUGAGGUGUACUCCUCAUCCUCUUCAUAUUCUUCCUCUUCCUUGACACCCCCUGCCUCUGCGCCUGCACCCACCCUGUCUCACCCUCUCGCUGAGCCCUCUGCUCCAUCACAGACACACAUCCAGGCCCAGACUCUGAACUACCGUCUGCUGAAAUCUGAAAGUAUGCCAGUCCACCUCAGCAAAGAUGGAGUUUCAGGUGGAGUGUCUCAGGGCUUUCUCCCAGAACAGGCUUUUACUGACACCCAAGGCCAAACCUCGAGGACGGUCAGUUCCUCCCCCAGCAUAGAGAGCCUGUCUGGUGGGCGGGGCCAGUUUACCGCCUCCCCACCUCUGCCACCCUCCAGAGGGAGUGACGUCAGCGGCUCAUCUCCUCCCCUCUCUGCAACCAAGAAGGAGUCCUUCUUCAACAUCACACGCUCUCGUUCCCACAGCAAAAGCAUGGGCAAAAGAGAGACGGACGAGGAUCUGGAAGCCCAGGUAUCCUUUCUGCAGGGCCAGAUUAACGACCUGGAGGCCAUGAGCAAGUACUGCGCUAAGAUGAUGAAUACACACAUCUGUAAAAUCCAGGAGGUGAUUCUCCAAGAGCACGUGGAGAAAGAGGAUGAAGUCCUAAUCUCUCUAGCUGGACUUAAACAGAUCAAAGACAUCCUAAAGGGAGCGCUGCGCUUCAACCAGAGUCAGCUGGAGGCAGAGGAGAAUGAAGAGAUCACCAUCGCUGAUGACCACUACACCUCCACAGCAGCAGCAUCUGAAACCCCUCUGAUCGGCAUGCAUCAACAUGGUGAACCCCAUCAGGGAGCAGACAGCAGGCGGAGCAGAGACUCUUAUUUGGACGGGAGCGCUAGCACGGACGAGAAGGAAGGGGAAGAGCCAGUGACGACCCCACCUGAGCAGCAGGUGGCGUCAUCUCUGGGCUUAGAGGGAAAGAACUGGGAUGAUUACAUCCUCGUGUCUCAGGACGGAGACCUGCUAGCCGAAGGAAGAGAAGCUGAAGGAAAGCAUCCACUUCCAGUCAGGCGAGGGCGUGAUGCCGUGCGAAUGGAGCCCGAAGGCUCAUCUGGGACUUUUCACGACCCCCUGAUGACUGGCACUACGUCAGGCUCCUCCAGCCCAGAGGAGGGCUCCACCAACAGCAAGGACUCAGAAUUUACCAUGGUUAACCCAAAUGACCUGUGAACAAGAAUAUACUUGAGCUCUCCUUCUCUAGUACACAUUCUGUUUCAUAUCCCAUUCAGGGGGGCUGAUAAAACUGACUUUAGAGGGUAGAGAACCAUCUGUUGUUGGUGCAACGCCACUAAAAAGUUGCACAUAUGUGGACUGCGACAUGGAGAGUCACAAAACCCUGAUGCUUUGUCUCUUUAAUCGUCAUGUGUACCAUGCAAGUCCUGUCUGAACUGAUGCUGUGAGCUCUCUCAUCUAUAUAAUGCCUGCUCAGCCUUUUUUGGGUUGCUUUCCCCCCGUUCCUAUUAUGUUUGUUGUAGUACCCUUAUCUGCAGAGAGAGGGUGCUAUUGGACUGCUUACUUUGUCACUACACAGAUAUUCUGAAGGACUUUUUUUUUCCAGGAGAAAAAUCUCUCCUCCUGUGAGGAUGUUUGUAUGAAUGUGGAGAGCCAGCCAUACUUCUGUCUGUGUUAUAUAUGCGUGUCUGUCCUCAUAGGGGACUCCCUCUUCUCUGAUACUGUAACAAAAGAAGGAUGAGGUCCUCCCCGUCACUGUCGAGGGCAGCUUUCUCCUGCUUCUAAACCAGUGCCUCUGAACAUGCUACUUCUCUCAGCCAAACUAAACCUAACUCUGUGAUCUUAUCCUAUGUUUUUGUUAGCUUUUUUUUUUAAAUUUAGAAUGAAUAUUUUUUUAACCCAUUAGAUUAAUUUUCAAGAUAAAGUGAUUAAAUUAAGGAAUGAGUCUGAUUUACUUUUGUUUUUAGAUCUUAUCUAGUUGUAAACAUUUUAAUGUUAUAAUUUGGUUCUCAAAUUGGAUGUGGGUUGUUCUCUGGUUCUGUGCAAAUUAUGUGCGGCAGCACGCAAAGAAUGUCCAUCUAGCUGCCUGUUCGGCAUAAUUAAACCUAGAUCAAUAAAACUAUAUUGCUCUUGCUACAAGCUGA
Messenger RNA from Girardinichthys multiradiatus, 3713 nucleotides. It is a transcript of the gene tbc1d5, whose product is annotated as TBC1 domain family, member 5. Gene Ontology annotation, biological process: activation of GTPase activity. The record is from RefSeq and is a predicted model, not a curated record. The coding region runs from base 160 to 2787 and encodes 875 amino acids. Gene Ontology annotation, molecular function: GTPase activator activity. NCBI's taxonomy places the organism in Eukaryota, Metazoa, Chordata, Actinopteri, Cyprinodontiformes, Goodeidae. The transcript has 23 exons.